Styela clava is the source of this 3154-nucleotide messenger RNA. Its product is annotated as long-chain-fatty-acid--CoA ligase 1-like. Gene Ontology annotation, biological process: fatty acid metabolic process. Gene Ontology annotation, molecular function: long-chain fatty acid-CoA ligase activity. The record is from RefSeq and is a predicted model, not a curated record. NCBI's taxonomy places the organism in Eukaryota, Metazoa, Chordata, Ascidiacea, Stolidobranchia, Styelidae. Gene Ontology annotation, cellular component: endoplasmic reticulum; membrane.
GAACUAUGUAACUGUAGAUGGAGCAGCUUGCGUAAUAAAAUUAGGUUAGUACAUUGGAUUUCAAAACAGGCCCGGUGGAAGGUAUAGGUGUGUGGUUGAUAUGUCGUUCACCGUAUGACAUUUUCAUUGGGAAUAGAGCAACAAGUCGAAGAAACCGUACAAGUCAAUGAUACGCCCGUUGAUCCACCUGCAGAAAUGGAAGCGCCAAAUCAGAUCAAGGAAUUCAAAAAACCACUGAAUGGACGGGAAGUUCUCAAGACUCCACCUCUCAGCGAAAUGUUAAAACAACAGAGCGUGCCCGUGAAAGGCCGGGAACAUGUUCGACGUAGUCCCAGAGUUGAUGACGGCGUAUUUUUUGGGACGACCUUUGACGGCGUUUACACGGUACAUGAUAUGUUUAUGCAUGGCUAUAAAAUCAACCACGAUGCUCAAUGUGCUGGCUGGAGACCGAAACCUGACGAACCAUACAAGUGGGUAACCUAUCAACAGGUAUACGAAAAGAUUUGUAAAAUAGGAUCAGGCCUCAUCGAAAAAGGAGCGCAGACAAAUCAAGAUCAAUUCAUAGGAAUUUAUGCUAAAAAUAGCUUGGAAUGGCUGGUAAUUGACCGUGUUUGUGCUGCUUAUUCAAUGGUUUCGGUGCCACUUUAUGAUACAUUGGGACCAGAAUCGAUGACUCACAUUGUGAACCAAUGUGAGCUCGGAAUUAUUAUUGUUGACACCAACGAGAGGACAAUGAAGUUGCUCGCAGAUGCCAAGUCAGGAAAAACCAACACUCUCAAGCUCCUUGUAGUCGUCGAGACCCCCACGGAAGAUACUAAAGCAUUAUGCAAAGAGCUAUCUAUUGGGUUAAUUUCGUGGGAUGAGCUUGAAGAAGAAGGUAAGGCAUGUGGUUUGAAAGAAUUUGUACCUCCUAAGUCAGAUGACCUUUUCACAGUCUGUUACACAAGUGGAACAACCGGAGCUCCAAAAGGUGUCAUGCACACCAACCUCAAUGUCGUGGCUCUUGCUUGUGCAUUUCUUGCCAGUAGCUCAGACUACUUUUAUGGUCUAUCACCUUCAGAUGUUUUAUUUUCCUAUCUUCCAUUGGCGCACGUUUUCGAGAGGUAUAUAGAAUGUGGGGUAUUGAUGCACGGUGGAAGCAUCGGUUUCUAUCAAGGUAAUCCAAAGUUACUAAUGGAUGAUGCUGCAACUUUGAAACCAACUAUCUUUCCUAUGGUUCCCAGACUUGUAAACAGAAUUUAUGGAAAAAUCAUGACAGCUGUGGGCAACUCUGGAAUGAAAAAGGCCGUAUUCGACUUCUGUCUCAAUCGUAAGAUGUCCGCUUUGAAAAAGGGAAACGUUUCGGACGACACAAUCUGGGAUAAAUUAGUUUUUCAUAAAUUUCAGGCAGUGCUUGGUGGAAGGGUAAAGUUGAGCAUCUGCGCCGCAGCACCAAUAUCUGCCAAAGUACUGAACGUUGUUCGCUGUGUUAUGGGCAUUCCAAUCGUGGAGGGAUAUGGCCAAACUGAAACUACCUCCGGUUUCGUGAUUACCCUCUACAAAGAUUAUGAGGGUGGAAAUGUGGGCUCAGUCCUACCAAACAUGGAAAUAAAGCUUGUCGAUGUGCCAGAAAAAGAAUAUUAUGCAAAAGAUAACAAGGGAGAAAUUUGCUGUAAAGGCUUAUGUGCAUUUAAAGGCUAUUACAAAAACGAAGAGAAGACUAAAGAAACCAUUGACGAAGAUGGAUGGGUUCACACAGGAGAUAUUGGAGAAUGGUUACCAAACGGUGCGUUGAAGAUAAUUGAUCGCCGGAAAAACAUUUUCAAAUUGUCACAGGGCGAGUAUAUAGCUCCAGAAAAAAUAGAGCAGCUCUAUACAAUAUCAGAUGCUGUUGGCCAGGUAUACGUUCAUGGCGAUAGCAUCAAAUCAAAUCUAGUAGGUAUAGUAAUUCCCGAUGAAGAUAACCUCGCAAAAUGGUGCAAGGAAAAGGGAGUGGACGUUAAUGAAAACUCGUUUGCUGAUUUGUGUUCAAUGACAGAAGUAGCAAAAUUAAUCAUGGACGAUAUGAAUAAAAUCGGUCGACAGAACGGUCUCAAGUCCUUUGAAUUAGUGAAAAAGGUUCACUUAGACAGUGACCCAUUUACAGUGGAGAACAACUUGAUAACACCCACCCUGAAAUCAAGAAGAAUCCAGAUUGAAAAGAAAUACAGAGCUCAAAUUGACCAUAUGUAUGAAGACUUGGACUAAUUAGAUGACGUCAACAUGAAAAAAGGCAGAUAACCAAACAAAUUGUGCCCCGGGGGAUAGUCUGUAUCUGUCAAUAUAUUCAAUAGAAAGCAGCUUCUAAGAUAACUUUGCAGCCUUCUAAAAUUACGUGUUAUAUUAUCCCGACAUCCAUCAAAUGUUCUUUGAUGGAUGUCGGGAUAAUAUAACAAUUCUAUGAUCCAAUCAUUUUUAUUACUAUAGUUGUGGCCCUCUGGCGUUGUUUACGUUUAUUCUUGAUGGAGUAUCAACAACAAUAUAAUUUUACUCCUGUUUAAAUCCGCCAUAUUUAUUCAACCUUCAAGUUUAUUCACUUCUUUCAUUCGCAACAUCUCAGGUAGUCAUGUUAUGGUGGAACGUUUGCAUAAUAUUUUCGCCAAUAGACUCUAUUUUUGCUACUUGACUAUUAUCCAGCGUAGGUUACUAUCAAUAUUAUUUUGCAUGUCCUGUUAUGUUUUAUCUAAUGUUCUGUUAUGUAUAGAACAGCCAUUUAACAAUUUAUCAGCCAUUUAUCGUAUCUUGAAAGCUGAUCUCUUGUGCCAGCGUGCCUUAUGUUUGUGUGAUCCAAAUAUUUUGUUACGAUUAUAAACGCCAAGCAUUACUAUUGUUGCCCAUGUAUUUGUCGGACUGUAAUUUAUACGAUGAUCGGUGAUGUAUUGCAAGUUGCAGCCUACCAAGUAUGGAUCUACAGUAAAAUCUGAUCCCGAAGACUACAACGACCGAAUGUUUAAUUUAAAGCAUUUCCUGGUAUUUGUCAUCAUGGAAACGUAUAACUAAUCGAUUCACUAUUUCUGUUUAAUAUUUUCGUCCGACUUGUUUGUAUCAUUAAUAUAUAUAUUGUACCAAAUAUUCACAAUCCAGUCUUACUUUGUAAAUAAAAUGAUAUUAAUAAAACGGAUACAUUUAAAAUUGA